Messenger RNA from Microthlaspi erraticum, 1365 nucleotides. Lineage: Eukaryota; Viridiplantae; Streptophyta; Magnoliopsida; Brassicales; Brassicaceae. The record is from the annotation of a GenBank genome assembly.
AUGGCUAGUAGUAUAUUGAAGGGAUUAGAUAGGAUAAGCGAAAUACCAGAUCCUUUGAUAUGUCAGAUACUCUCUCAUCUCUCCACAAAGGAAGCUGUUAGCACAAGCGUUUUGUCCACAAGAUGGAGGAGCCUCUGGCUUUGGGUUACUAGUUUGGAUCUUUGCUCCGAACGUGUCCUAGAUUUCAAUGCCUUCAUGAGUUUUGGCUACAGGUUCUUCGAUUCCAUUAGGGUUUCUUGCAUACACAAAGCCAAGUUAAAUAUUGGUGAAAAUAAAUUAUAUGGUGACGAUUAUCUCACUUGGUGGAUUGAUGCAUUAGUUAAGAGGAAGAUUCAACAUCUAGACGUUAGAUAUGAUUCAGAGCGUGAGUACUGCGAGAUGCCCCUGAGCUUGUAUACAUGCAAGACACUGGUUUACUUGAAACUCUUUCAGGUGAGCUUCCGUGAUGCCGAGUUAUCAAAGCUUAGCAUCGCCGGCUCAGUUUCCUUACCGUGUCUUAGAACUAUGCAUUUAGAAAGUAUUUUUUAUCCCACUGAGGCCACUUUCGAGGGACUUGUCUCAUCCUGUCCCGUCUUGGAGGAACUGACGGUUGUUGGGUGUGAAACUGCUGGUGCAACAGUCUUUCGGGUGUCCUCUAGGUCACUGAAUAAGCUCGUGAUAAACUUACAGUUUCGUAGGUAUAAUGUUGUUGGUUCACAAGUUGUGAUUGAUGCUCCUCUACUAGGGUUUUUGAGCAUCGAAGAUGACUUGUCAGAUAGCUUUAUAGUAAAGAAUAUGCAUCCCAAUGCCAAGUUAGAUAUUUGGCUCGCCUUUGGUUUGUUGGAGUUUGAGGAAGCAAACGUGUUAAGCAAGGCAAGUAUGAUCCGUGAAUUUCUCCCGGGAGUUUCAGGGAUCAAGGAGAUGAUCAUAUGGUGCGACACCUUCAAGGCCAUCUCUCUGUACUCGAAACUUGAACCGGUGCCUCGAUUUCGUAACUUGUCCUUGCUGGUUGCUAAUCUCUACUCAACUGAUAUGAAGUGGUUACCAACAUUUCUCGAGAUCUGCCCGGUCCUGAAAUCUCUCAUCUUGGAAUGGUUUGGUGAUUAUGAGGAGAUGUGUUCCGAUUAUAUGAAUCAAAUAAGUUUUUCCUCUGUGCCAGAGUGCUUGUCAUCGUCGCUUGAGUUUGUCGAUAUCAAAAGCAGCGUCUCGGGACAUGUUGCAGAAAUUAAGCUAAUAAGGUACUUGCUAGAGAGCUCUGCUAUCCUCAAGAAACUGACAUUACGUCUGAAUUGUUGUGCAAAACAAAAUGUCAUCUUUAAGAGCCUCCUCAAAAUCCCAAGACGUUCUGUCACGUGUGAAGUCGUCGUACUUCGAUUGAAAGACUAG